AUGAAGACUACGAUUCUACUGUUUUGUCUUCUAGGAUCAACUCAGGCAUUACCAAUUCAGCUUAACCCUGCUUUGAGACUUCCUCCAACAAAGCUGGUUCCAGAUCAGGCAACCCUACUAAACCAACAGCAGCCAAAUCAGGUCUUCCCUUCUUUGGGUGUAAUACCAUUGACACAGAUGCUCACACUGGGGUCAGAUCUGCAACUGCUAAAUCCUGCUGCAGGAAUGGCACCUGCUGCCCAGACCCUCCCACUGACCCUGGUGGCAUUAAACGUACAACAGCAGCUGCAACCACAAAUGUUACCAGUUAUUGUAGCACAACUUGGAGCUCAGGGGACCAUCCUAAGCUCAGAGGAAUUGCCGGUGGCCCCACAAAUCUUCGCAGGCCUCAUCUUCCAGCCCUUGCUCUCCGGAGCCAUACUGCCCACCAGUCAGGCUAAUCCAGAUGUCCAAAAUGGAAUCCUUCCUGCAGGACAAGCAGGAAUAAAUCCUCCUAUCCGCAGAGCUCCAGGGAGCCCCUUCCCAACUCCCAGUGGUGCAGGCAAUGACUUUGGAGUGACCACUCCUGCAGGCAUCCAGAGAGGCAUGCUCACUACCGAGGAAACCACCACAGGGUCCCCAAGUGGAAUUCGGUAA
Molecule: messenger RNA, 636 nt
Organism: Pteropus alecto (black flying fox)
Lineage: Eukaryota; Metazoa; Chordata; Mammalia; Chiroptera; Pteropodidae
Gene: AMTN
Product: amelotin
Exons: 8
Coding region: 1-636 (211 amino acids)
Biological process (GO): positive regulation of enamel mineralization; odontogenesis of dentin-containing tooth
Cellular component (GO): basement membrane; cell-cell junction
Source: RefSeq, a predicted model, not a curated record